UUGGAUAGGGCAUAACCCUUGGACUCUAAGCUAAUAGCCGUGAGGGACAGCCUGAUCACCAAGAUUAAUCAGGAGCUAGUGAUCCUAAUACCCCCAUCGACAUCCGCUUCAGGAGCCAAGCUCGGUAUCUAUACAUUGUACACCAUCUAUUAGUCCUUGCCCACGCCAUACAGGUUGGUGAUUAUGGUGUCCUCCGAGCUAUGAUCCCGACACUGCCGAUUAUAUUCUUUGGCGGGAAGGCCAAAUCCUAUGGUCUAGAGAUGCUCUACUUCUCCUGGCUACUUCACUCUGACAUCACCGACGAGCUACUCUCCGACUGCAUCUUCCGGACAGGUCUUGUCAGGUGUACUACCGCGGGUAGCGGGUGGAAGGCCAUCGACCUCGCACUGCAACACAUCAACGCACCCUUCGCGCUAGAUAUCAAGAAAAAUCGAAACUCGACUCACGAUACGAGCGCGACGUUUGAGCGACUCGCGGCAGUCAGCCCGUAUACCGCCAUCAGGAAGGGUGUGGAAAGCAGGUUCGGCAUCUACCACAAGGGCACACGGGUACAGCCAUCUACCAAGAACGACAUUCUCGACUACGCCUGCGUAUUAUACCGCAACGGGUCUACCAAAGCCAAUGCCGCGGUGAACUAUGCGCCAGAGGAGUUUGACGCGCCGGAUAUAGAACGGUUGGGAUGGAAUGCGCUCAGCGACAGUAAGAUCGCGGCGUUCAAUGCCAAGGAGGUUCGACCCCGCCACGCCGCAGAUCAGGCAGGGGUCCCAACCCUUGUCGACGAACUGGACUUGGUAGUAGAGUAACGAGGGUGCCCGGGCGUAUAACGAGGAGGACGAGGAUGAAGCGGGCUGGGAAUCAGAGGGGUCUGACGGCGAUGAAGUAUAGCUUGUUUCUACGUUUGACCUUCCUGGUUGCUAAUGGUAUUGUUUUGACUUACAGUGCACGGGGGGGUGUAGGGCUGAUUCAAUGUCACCGU
Molecule: messenger RNA, 976 nt
Organism: Chaetomium strumarium
Lineage: Eukaryota; Fungi; Ascomycota; Sordariomycetes; Sordariales; Chaetomiaceae
Exons: 1
Coding region: 201-803 (200 amino acids)
Source: RefSeq, a predicted model, not a curated record